Messenger RNA from Guyanagaster necrorhizus, 1058 nucleotides. RefSeq lists its product as uncharacterized. The record is from RefSeq and is a predicted model, not a curated record. NCBI's taxonomy places the organism in Eukaryota, Fungi, Basidiomycota, Agaricomycetes, Agaricales, Physalacriaceae. The transcript is spliced from 4 exons. The coding region runs from base 153 to 884 and encodes 243 amino acids.
AAAGCCACUAAAUUUUGAUGUAGACCGCCCGAGUGGAAGCACCGUAAGAUGGACAAUUGCACAUACUUCUAACUUCGCGACGCUCCUUCUUCUGAGAUUCUUAUCUCCUCUCUUUCUGCACCUUACUGCACCGACUUAAAAGGCCUUUCAUAAUGGCUGCUGGCUGCCGCGCGUCUAAUCUGCAGUCGACAGUAAUGGAGGCUUGUCCGGAAUCCCUCGAAAAGAUCUUUCAAAGAGUGGAAGAAGAGACUGAAAGACGCGCUCAGGAGCAGUCUCCUUCCCCACCAGAGUCGCCAGAGAAGACUCUGAAAGUGAAGUCACGACACCGAGGCAGCGUAUCUAUCUCGCGAUUUGGCCAGCUAUCUGAUGACUUUACCCAAGUUUUCAAUGCAACGAGGAGUGCCACACCAACUCCUAGUCGAAUAUCACCCCUAGCAGAACGGUCGCGUUUCUUCACAAAGAAUCGAAGCGUCGACAGUCUUACGUCCGAUAAACACUCAGACGACGAAGACGGCCUAUCUGAGGAUUCGCACCAUGUCACCCAAAUGCAACAAAUUGUUGGCCGUAAGACCACUAUUUCCCGGGCUAUUGGUGGUCUCAUCCCCGGGCGGCUCAGUCACACUCGCUCUCGUAGUAUUAUAGACACCGCCGUCGAUUCCAGUAUGGUCAUCGGAGUAUUCGUGGAAGAAGAAGCUACGACCGAAAAUGCUCCUGAUGAUCUUCCUCCACGCUCCGGCUCCGUGAUGGUGGUACAUAGUCUUCGGAAUCAACCCUCCAGGUGCUCAUUCCGAAGAACCUCUCUGAUGGCUAAAGCAAAAGAAUUUACACAAAAGUUUCGCCGAAGGAGCAAUGCAGAGUUGUCGGUGACCCAUCUUACUUCCUGAUUUGUUUUCUGUGUGCUGUGAUAUCGUUCUACGUGUAUAUUAGGUUUCAGUCAUUGGGAUAGAGCUGUGCUUUACGCCUGUUCUUUGCUUCCACUGCGUCUUAUCGUCAGUUCCACUCGCAAUCCUCAACGCACUGCAUGGCCCGUCGAAGGCAACAAUUGAGAUUCGGCGAAC